This is a messenger RNA of Ilyonectria robusta, 1866 nucleotides long. Its product is annotated as putative pyoverdine/dityrosine biosynthesis protein. Gene Ontology annotation, molecular function: oxidoreductase activity. The transcript has 4 exons. Lineage: Eukaryota; Fungi; Ascomycota; Sordariomycetes; Hypocreales; Nectriaceae. The record is from RefSeq and is a predicted model, not a curated record. The coding region runs from base 1 to 1866 and encodes 621 amino acids.
AUGACCUCCCUUCCCGUCGCCCUUGAUGCUUCGGCCCUCCAGACCUCCUCAAAGAUCCUUCAAAUCAUCGACCGGUAUCGUAUGGUCAGCUCGCCGAGCAUCGACCGGGCAGAUGAAUCGGCACUGAAAUUCAUUGCCCUCACUUACACCCACGUCAAGGCUGGACGGGCGGUCCCUAUGUGCCUACCGGCAUUCCCAUUCAAGUCUCCCAACUCUGUCGGCAAAGUUCUGGGAAACCUCCCUGACAAGGCAGAGGAGUUUGCACUCGCUCGAUUGAAUGGUCUUUGCCAGGCAAUUGGCGACGUGUAUCCCCCUGGCGCAAAACUGACAAUCAUUUCCGAUGGACUCGUGUACAAUGAUUUGCUCGGUGUGCCUGAUAAAGAUGUCUGGGCCUACGGCGAGACUCUCCGAGAGCUCGCCAUCGACAAGGGCUUCAAGAACAUUUCCUUUUCACGACUCCGGGAUCUCGUCAACAUUGAACUGCCCAAUGAGUUCAACGAGAUGACAUACGUCGCAAACGCAUCCAACUUCCGCCGUGCCUUGCUCAACAGCUUUUCCCGGCCCGACUGGAGCUGGGAGGAAGCCCGCCAAAGCGAGGACGUGUGCAUGACUUACCGCGGCUACAUCAAGUUUCUCCAGCUCGAUCUGGAGAAUGUCUACCCCCUAAAGGAGGACCGCACAAAGUCCAAGUACAAGAAGGGCAUUGAGUACAUUGCCAGACAAAUGAUGGCACGAGGAGAUGCAUUUGCCAAUGCAGUCCGAACAAAGUACAUCGACCAUAUCCGCUUGUCCAUCCAUCCAUCCACGGGCGCAGCUAAGCUAUCUCUCAACCUCCUACCGACCGAUACAUACUACACAACCCCGUGGCACUCGGCCAUUGUCUUCAGACUCGAUGGCACUACCACCACAGGUCCGCGAGCCGAGUUUGAAAAAGAUGACAAGCUUGAGCUGGUGUACGAGAACGGCCGCCCAAGUUACUUCCGUGAGAAGUCCGAUCUCUAUUCCUGGGCCGAAGAAAAGGGCGGCAUUAUUUGCGAGCCCAUCUACCCAGCCGGAUUGAUGAUCCGACCCGCCAAGGGCCGUGGAGCUCUGACGAUGAACGACAUUGACUCCAAGAAGGUCCGCGCUCUAUCAGAGAUCAACUCUCCCAUCAUCCUGCGUGACUUUGUGAAGAAGCCCGAGAAGGAGGCCUUCAUCAAGAAGGCGUAUGAGUUUGGCGAGCCCCUUCCCUGGAAGUUCGGUCUCCUGCUUGAGGUCAAGGACCGGGGUGCGGAUACUCGCGGUCUGAACAAUGUGCUCUCAGCCGAAUGGAUGCCGUUCCACUACGAUGGCCUAUUCAAGACGGUCAAGAAGAUCGACGAGGUGACCAAGGAAGAGGUUUUGGUCUCAACGCCUCCUCAGUUCCAAUUCUUCCACACUCCCACAAAGUCUCCUUCUGAUACCGGAUUCACCCUCUUUUCAUCGUCCACUUUGCUGUUCAAGUACCUCCCAUCUUGGCUUACAGUCGAAAAGUUGUCCAAAAUGACUUGGACUGUGUCAACUUCAUCUUUCGAUGCGACCAAGUUGAAGGGUCUCCCAUUGGUCGCCAACCACCCGACAACCGGAGUGCCAUGCUUGCGGUAUCACGAGCCGUGGCCUCAAAGCAAGACUAGCUUUGACGCCACGAGCGUGACGAUUGACGACAACGAAGACAGCGAGAUGAUUUGCGACGCAAUCACUGAGCUUCUGCACGAUCGCCGAAUCGCCUUUUACCACGUCUGGGAUAAGGGUGAUCUCUUGGUGAACGACAACAUCCUGAUGAUGCACACGCGCAGUGACUUUACGGCAGGAAGCGAUCGGGAGCUCUGGCGUAUUCACUUUGACUAG